AUGGCGGCGUUGCUCGCUGGCGGCAGCGACGAGCGCCAGCAGAACAUGUUGGCGGUGAUCGCCAACAUCUUGUUGGUGAACCGGACGUUGCACCAGUGUUAUUUUACCCCUUACUAUUCUAACCAAGGGUUAGCGCACGUGAUCAACCACAUUUCCCAAUUGGAAACCCCUACUACCGACGACUUGGUGGCGCUGUACCGGUUCAUGUUUUUGAUUUUGUACGACGGCAUCGCCACCGUUGACACCGCGUUGCUCACCGCCGCCGCCGACUGUGUCGACCGCGGCCUCGAACACAUCAUCUCCCACUCCCUCGACCCGCCGGCGGUGAUCGAGGUGCUCAAGGCGAUGUACCUGUUGUAUCACAAGUACCCCGAGGUGACGCUGAACAACUCGUUGCUCCUCGCCGCCGGCUACUUCGUCCGCCUCACCUGGGGCGACGAGCCCCACCCGAUGGUGAUGCGCCAGUUGCGCAACGUCAUCACCGUGAUCAUGACCACCCACCCCGAGGCCCGCCGCCGCGACAUCCGCUACCUCUGCCGCAGUCUGCCCGAGCUUGGCGACGCCCUCAUCACCCACCUCAGCACCCACGUGAGCUCGUUUCUCACCCCCGGCCCCACCGCCGACUACACCGAUAUCCUGGGACUUUUCGUGCUUGUGACGUUCAUCGUCAAGCUGAUGCGUGAGGAAAAGGACUACGUGCUCGUCCAGAUCUUCCAGCGGGAUUUGUUGCCGUGUGACAACGGGGUGCCGCCAGUGUACCUCCAGAUCCUCCAGUUUUUGGGCCAGCUGAUGGUGAACCUGGACAUCAGCUUUAACGACGAAGUCACCCGCCUCCAGCUUAAGCAGAUCGUGCUUGACUUCUACUACGAGCUCUGCUACCACCCGGACCCCGCCAAACACUUCAGCCAGUUCCUCACCGCCAUCGGCUACAUCAACGCCCGGCUGUACCUUGAGGCUAAUAAUAUUGACACCCCGCCGGGGUUCGAUAUCGCCCAGUACUUGCGGCCGAAAUACCAAACGGUGGCCGCCCACGAAGAGGAACCCGCCGAGUCAGAGCUGGUCUUCUCUCACAACGCGCUGCUUAAGCUGAUCUUGACGCAUGCCCACUCGCAACUGCUGGUGGAGACGACCUCGACUGAACCGGUGGAGAUGCUGCAGGAAGAGAAAGAGCGAGAGGCAGAGAAGUUGAUGGUGGUGUUUGGCCGCUUAGAGAAGACGGGGGUGUUUAGCAACCCGAUCCGCGAGUGGCAGCAUCUGGGGCGGUUUGAGGAGAUCAAAUAA
Messenger RNA from Diutina rugosa, 1281 nucleotides. RefSeq lists its product as uncharacterized. Lineage: Eukaryota; Fungi; Ascomycota; Pichiomycetes; Serinales; Debaryomycetaceae. Gene Ontology annotation, molecular function: G-protein alpha-subunit binding; guanyl-nucleotide exchange factor activity. Bases 1 to 1281 code for a protein of 426 amino acids. The record is from RefSeq and is a predicted model, not a curated record. Gene Ontology annotation, cellular component: cytoplasm. The transcript has a single exon. Gene Ontology annotation, biological process: G protein-coupled receptor signaling pathway.